Messenger RNA from Rotaria sp. Silwood2, 1749 nucleotides. Lineage: Eukaryota; Metazoa; Rotifera; Eurotatoria; Philodinida; Philodinidae. The record is from the annotation of a GenBank genome assembly.
AUGGAAGUUGCUGCUGUAGUGGCCAUUGCAUUGAGCAAUGGUGAUAAUGAUCCUCCCGAUUGGCCAGAUUUUGUCGGCAUCGUUUUUCUACUUCUACUCAACGCCACAAUCGGUUAUAUUGAAAAAUAUCGAGCAGGUAAUGCUGUAGCAGCACUAAUGGCUUCAUUAACUCCUGAAUGCCAGGUAAAACGUAAUAAUGAAACAUGGUCAAUUAUUCAAGCAAGUGAACUCGUUCCAGGUGAUAUCAUCGCAAUUAAAUUAGGAAAUGCUAUACCAGCCGAUGCUCGGAUUACCUCGUCCCCAGGUGGAAAAAUCUCUUUAGAUCAAGCAGCACUCACAGGUGAAUCAUUGCCUGUAUCAAAAACAAUCGGUGAUGAAAUUCUUUCCUCAACAAUUUGCAAACAGGGCGAAUGUGAAGCGAUAAUUAUUGCAACCGGGCCAAAUACUCAAUUUGGGCGUGCAGCGAAAAUUGUUGGUAGCGCUCGAGAUGAAAUGGGACAUUUACAAAAGAUCUUGGCAAAGAUUGGCAAUUUUUGCCUGAUUGCCAUUGCUACUUUCAUUGUCAUUGAAAUUUUGGUCAUGUAUGCUGGAUUUCAUUACGAUUAUCGACGAGGAAUCAACAAUAUCUUGGUUUUGCUUAUUGGAGGAUUGCCCAUUGCUAUUGAAACAAACCUUUGGAGUCAUAUUUUGUCUUACUUUCUGUUCCCAUUUGUCUUAUCAGGUGUUCGAGUCAAAAUGAUUACUGGUGAUCAGUUAGAAAUUGCAAAGGAGACGGGACGCCGUUUGGGUAUGGGUGAUACAAUGUAUGUGUACGAAGAUUUGAUCAGAUCUCAAGCAGAACAUGGAUCAAAAAACGGCAACCCGAAAAUCGAUGACAUUGUGUUCAGUGCUGAUGGAUUUGCCAGCGUUUUUCCUGAGCACAAAUUUGAAAUUGUGAAACGACUCCAGGAUAUGGGUCAUAUGGUAGCUAUGACUGGUGAUGGAGUCAAUGAUGCUCCAGCUCUGGCAAAGGCCAACGUCGGUGUGGCCGUUUCAGAUGCAUGCGAUGCCGCUCGAUCAGCUGCUGCAAUUGUUCUUACGGAACCUGGUCUUUCCGUCAUUAUUGAUGCCAUACUUGGCUCUCGACAAAUCUUUGCACGUAUGACAAGCUAUGCUGUUUACACUUGUUCAAUUACAAUUCGAGUAAUUGUCGCUUUCGCAUUGCUCAUCUUCAUUUUCGAAUAUGAUUUUCCUCCAUUCAUGAUUCUGAUCAUGGCCAUUCUGAACGAUGGAACAAUUAUGACCAUUUCCAAAGACCAUGUUCAACCGUCCCCAAAACCAAACAAAUGGUUCUUGAAACGCAUUUUCAUAUCAGCAGUCAUCUACGGCCUUUAUUUGGCUGCAUCAACACUGGCUUUUUUUGCAAUUGCCACGGAAACGAGUUUUUUCCAAGAUCAUUUCGGUGUCAAUGUGCUUGAGUAUACUAGCAAUGAGGGCAAUAUAAACGAUAAUUUGAAUUCAAUAAUCUACCUGCAAAUGUCAACGAUCAGUCAAGCAUUGAUAUUCAUCACUCGAUCUCAUGGCUUCUUUUUUACUGAAAGGCCAACUCUGCUUCUAGUUGCUGCCUUUGUAAUUACACAAUUAAGUGCCACACUCAUUGCUGUGUAUGCCAAUUGGGGAUUUACCGAUAUUCGUGGCUGUGGAUGGAGUUGGGCAGGUAAUAAUGUAUAUUCAUCAUCAAACUACAUUUUUCAAUUAAAUUUAAAAUAA